CCAGCUCGUCCUUUCGAAUCUCACCUGCUCGUCCUUCUUCUCUUUGCCGCGCCCUGAUAACAACGACCCUCCGUCCGACUUCGCUUCCACCUCCUCCCCUAACAGACCAAAAACACUGCCAGCUUCUCCAGCAGCACAGUUAUUUCCCCAUUUUCCACACAAAAUGGCCUCUUUCCAGGAUCGUGCUCAGCACGCCAUUGCCCAGCUCGACAAGGAGCUCUCCAAAUACCCUGUGCUCAACAACUUGGAGCGUCAGACCUCCGUUCCCAAGGUCUACGUGAUCCUGGGUCUGGUCGGUAUCUACUUCUUCCUGGUCUUCUUCAACAUCGCGGGUGAAUUCCUCGUCAAUUUCGCCGGUUUCCUCAUCCCUGGCUACUACUCGCUCAACGCCCUCUUCACCGCUGGAAAGGCCGAUGACACGCAGUGGUUGACGUACUGGGUUGUCUAUGCCUUCUUCACCGUGAUUGAGAGCGCCAUCAGCGCCCCCUACUGGUUCCCCUUCUACUACAUCUUCAAGUUCGCCCUUGUCCUCUGGAUGUCUCUUCCCCAGACCAACGGUGCCCAAGUUGUUUUCCACUCAUUUAUCCAGCCCGUGCUCGGCCGCUUCUUCGUUGGCGGCUCCACCUCGGCCAACCUCCGCGCUCAGGCCGAGGCUGCCGCCAAGGAGCAGUAAAUAGCUGGCCGUGAGUUCGGGUGAUCUGUGGCCUGGUCUCGAUCAGCCAC
Molecule: messenger RNA, 723 nt
Organism: Aspergillus sclerotioniger CBS 115572
Lineage: Eukaryota; Fungi; Ascomycota; Eurotiomycetes; Eurotiales; Aspergillaceae
Gene: yop1
Product: putative membrane biogenesis protein (Yop1)
Exons: 6
Coding region: 164-673 (169 amino acids)
Source: RefSeq, a predicted model, not a curated record